This is a messenger RNA of Pseudogymnoascus destructans, 861 nucleotides long. RefSeq lists its product as uncharacterized. The record is from RefSeq and is a predicted model, not a curated record. Bases 1 to 861 code for a protein of 286 amino acids. The transcript has a single exon. NCBI's taxonomy places the organism in Eukaryota, Fungi, Ascomycota, Leotiomycetes, Thelebolales, Thelebolaceae.
AUGUUCUCCUCUCUACAGCCCGCGAGGUUAUCGCUCCUCACCCUGUUGGUCGCAUCUUUCGUUUUGUCAGGCGACGGACAUCGCAUCUCUUCGGUCCAAAAGGCUGGGGGACCAGAGGUAGCCGCCAGGAACAAUGUGGUGGAUGUAUUACAUAUACGACAAGCUUCCUCGGGCAUCCUGGACGGCCUGAUCCCAACUUCAGGAACUACCGACCCCGGCCCAACUUCACCCGAUUCUACCCCGACAUCUUCAAGCGAUUCCCAGUCAAAGUCAUCGACGAACCCUCCAGCCACAACCACAUUGGACGAACCGACGACUACUCCCUCUGAUACAGGGGCGUUGACGACCCCUUCAAAAACCUCUGAUUCUCCAUCGCCGAAGACGACAUCUUACUCCACCGAGUUAACCGACUCGUCCGACACUACUACAUCGGGGCUCACCACCACCGCCCCUCCCCGCAGCACUAUCACGUCGAAGCGCACGACUGUGGCUGAAGUGACAAGCAAUGGCAAAACCUACCAGACCACCUACGUCACUACGUCCCUAAUCCCAACCAGCACAGCCUCACCAGUCGACGACACCCCAGAGACAGAGUCUGGCAUGAGCACAAAGACACGCAACACAGUCAUUGGUGUCGUGGUCGGCGUCGGCGGUGCCAUCUUCCUGGGCCUCAUCUUCAUGGUUUUCUGGAAGUUUUGGGGCCGCAGACGAUCCUCGCGCAGGGCCCAGGAGGACGACGCUCUGAUGAUGACAUCUCCAGGCGAGAAGCCGGAUACUGCCUCGACCUCGAACCCCUUCCAGAGCACGCUCGAGAGCUACCACGCGCCGCAGCGCCCUGUCAAUGCUUCAUCGAACUUUUAG